UCCAGCAGAACAAAGACUGGAAUCAACUCUCUGGCGUGAAGAUCAACGGCUCUUAGAAUGCAAGACUGAUGGCUUAUCAAGAGCUUGUAAGAGACUGGAACCAAGGUGUCCUAGCCCUUGAGAAAGGCAAUCUUGCCACUGCCUUGGACAUCUUUCAGGGCAUCAAGAAUCCUCCUUCCAAGAUAGACUUCAACGUUGGCUGUCUGCAUCUCCUGCAAGGAAACCUGGAUCAAGCCCUGGAGGCUUUUGAUCAAUCACUUUCCAAAGACAAUUGCUUAGCUGUGGGCUUCUUCCAAAGGGGUUAUGUUCACCUGCAGCUGGGCAGGUAUGAGGAAGCUUUGAAAGAUGGGAAGCUGGCUCUGCGCUGUCUUCGGAAUAAUUCCUGCAUCAAUUACAAACCGCUUGGUUUGGCCUUUGUGCUCCGUGCCUCGGAGGUUUUGCACAACACGGCAGCCACCCACUGCCGGCUUGGAAGAUGGCCUGAAGCGCGAGAAACUCUGGAAGAAGCAGCCACGCAGAUGCCCGAGAGAGAAACCGUGGCUGCUUUAAAGCAAGUGGAGGAUCGUCUCUUGCUGGACCCCAAGAGCGUCCCACCAGGGAAAAUAUUUAGGCCGCCUUUGCAGGCUAAAGAAUUGAAAGAGAAGGACUACCUCGGCCAAUCCAAGAAGAUCUUCCAAGGAAACGCAGAACCUCCACCGGAAAUGACACCACCCAGUCUUCUUCAUGAGAACCAAAAGAUCUGGAGACCAGGGUGAAGAAGAACGAGCGGAUCGAGCCGUCCUUUACCGCAUGGUGGGAAAAUGUUCUUACACCUCUGACGCCCCGGAAGACCUGAAUUUUAAAGAUGGGGACGUUCUGGAGGUCCUGUCCGAAGUGAACGCGGAAUGGCUGGAAGGCCGAUGCAGCGGAAGGACGGGGAUUUUCCCCAAACUCUUUGCGGAGUUUGAGUACCCUGGAGCCACCCGACUUUAGAGGAAUAAAAAAAGGUCUCAU
Messenger RNA from Protobothrops mucrosquamatus (brown spotted pit viper), 993 nucleotides. RefSeq names its product NADPH oxidase activator 1 (gene NOXA1). Gene Ontology annotation, molecular function: superoxide-generating NADPH oxidase activator activity; identical protein binding. Lineage: Eukaryota; Metazoa; Chordata; Lepidosauria; Squamata; Viperidae. The record is from RefSeq and is a predicted model, not a curated record. Gene Ontology annotation, biological process: superoxide anion generation.